AUGGGAAAAAGGACUGGACUGCUGCUGAGUGGUCCAAAGCAAUUCAUGUUUCUUUUGCGUUUCAAGCACUUCAUGCUUUUUGCUGCUGACCAACUUUAUGGAGAUGCAGAUUUCAUGUUCCAACAGGACUUGGCCCCUGCACACAGUGCCAAAGCUACCAGUACCUGGUUUAAGGAGCAUGUUGUCACAGGACAGCAUCCUGAUACCACUGAGUGGUUCAAGUUCCAUAUUUUGGUCAACCGUCUCAAGCUGAAAGAUGCUCUGCUGAUUGCAAACUCGUACAGUAACAGCAGGUAUCAAUACACCAAGACUGUGACUGCACUCACAGAGCUUUAUGGUCAGCCUCAUAAAAAAUCACUGAAGUGCGGGCUGAGCCACCAGUCAACAGGGACAGCAGAGGGCUCUACCGAACAUCAAACUCCUGGCAAGAGGCGCACGCCUACAGAGGGGACCAAGCGAGAAGCUGGCAACAUGCCCUUCAGAAUCCACUGCUAUUGGCUUCCACUAUUCUCCAUGAUGGCCUUGGCCUUCAUGAUCCCCUGCUCCGGUGCCCCUGAUGUUAGGGAGAGACUGAAGAAAGAGGAGGCCGAAAUGCUGACAGGGGGCAGAGAGGAACUGAGUGGAGAUGAGCAGAAGCUGGACACACGCCUGCACACUUUGAAGGAAAAUGAGAUGAAAUGCCCUCCAUUCCUUCCUUCCAUGCAUUUUUUCAAGGCACGCUCACACAUUCAGAAAAGUGCUGUCUUUAAAGUCUUAAAGGAAAUGCCCAAAGGUGCAGCUCUCCAUCUACACAGCAGUGCAAUGGUCAGCUCUGAGUGGCUGGUGGAAGUCACCAAAAGGCCCAAAUGCUACAUGUGCCUCACAUCAACAUCAGCGCAAUUCAAGUUCUCAGAAAAACAGCCUGUCAAAGACAGGAUAUGUAACAAUGACUGGCAACUGUUAGAGACCCUGAGAGCUGGCAUGGACAACAAUGAAAAGGCCAAGUUUGACAAGAGGUUACUGAUGCAGUAUAUCUCCCUGUUUAAUGAGAACCCUGAGUCUGCAUACCCAAGUGACAAUGACGCGUGGGAUAAGUUAAAAAGUGGUUUCAAGGCAAUCUCCGGACUGGUCGACUUUGCACCUGUGUUUGAAGAAUAUCUUUUAGAAAGCCUGAAAGAAUUCUAUGCAGACAAAGUUAUAUAUAUGGAAAUCAGGAGUGCUUUGCCAAAGACUUAUAACCUUGAUGGCACAAAAAAUGACAAAGAAUGGACCCUAAGAGCCUUUCAGAAAGUGAGUGAAGACUUUUCAAAGAAACAUCCUGACUUCUUAGGUAUACGGAUCAUACUAUCUACAGACAGGUUUCGGGACAAGAUCCAGAGUGUUGUCAAUAAUGCUGUUAAACUAAAACAAAACUACCCAGACCUAAUUGUAGGGUUUGACUUGGUGGGGAGGGAGGAUACUGGGAAGACUCUCCUGGACUACAACAGUGUGCUGUCUGCCCAUUCUGCUAAGGAUCUACCCUACUAUUUCCAUGCGGGAGAGACCAACUGGCAGGGCACGAAAGUGGAUGACAACUUGUUAGAUGCCCAGCUGUUAAAUACUCGUCGACUCGGGCAUGGUUAUGCACUGCCUCACCAUCCUGUGGUCAAAAGUCAGUUGAGAAAAAAAGGCGUGGCUGUGGAAGUAUGUCCGAUAUCCAACCAGGUCCUGAGGCUGGUCUCAGAUUUACGUAAUCACCCUGCUGCAGUUCUUAUGGCUGAGGGUUACCCAAUGGUCAUAAGUUCUGAUGAUCCCACCCUGUUUGGGAACCCUGGACUCUCCUAUGACUUCUAUGAAGCCUUUGUUGGAAUUGGAGGGAUGAGCGCUAACUUGGGCACCCUGAAAGAACUUGCAAAGAAUUCAAUAACGUACAGCGCUCUGCCAGAGGAAAGAAAGGAAGAGUUGAUGGCGAAGUGGCAGAGAAUGUGGGACAAAUUUGUUUCUGAUCACUGUAAUAUACCACCUGAACAGAUGCUGUGCUGAAUUUUUUCAGAAAACAUUUCGAUGGCACCCAGCAGUUCUUUUACACUUUCUUUGCACAGUUGUGCUUUAUUAUACCUGUCCCUCUCUCUUCUUCUCUGGG
Molecule: messenger RNA, 2101 nt
Organism: Sardina pilchardus (European sardine)
Lineage: Eukaryota; Metazoa; Chordata; Actinopteri; Clupeiformes; Clupeidae
Product: adenosine deaminase 2-A-like
Exons: 12
Coding region: 1-2001 (666 amino acids)
Biological process (GO): inosine biosynthetic process; adenosine catabolic process
Molecular function (GO): adenosine deaminase activity
Source: RefSeq, a predicted model, not a curated record